AUGCUUGCUUACAUCGGACGAUUUGGCCUCUGGCGAUGCCUCCAACUCCACCCGGCUCCAUCUCAGAAUCACACUCCCAGUAACCACCUGACCGUCCAGUCAGCCCUGACACUGACCUACACCAGCAUAACAAUGCACUGCUCCUCUCCUUCACUCACCCCAAAUGCUCUGACUAUAGAUGAGGUUAACUACAGCACUUGCACGAGUCACCCGGCCCAAUUAUAUGAGGCUGACUACUCCUCCUCCUCCACCACCUGA
This is a messenger RNA of Knipowitschia caucasica, 258 nucleotides long. The record is from the annotation of a GenBank genome assembly. Lineage: Eukaryota; Metazoa; Chordata; Actinopteri; Gobiiformes; Gobiidae.